Sciurus carolinensis (gray squirrel) is the source of this 2094-nucleotide messenger RNA. Its product is annotated as zinc finger protein 707-like. The record is from RefSeq and is a predicted model, not a curated record. Gene Ontology annotation, biological process: negative regulation of transcription by RNA polymerase II. Gene Ontology annotation, molecular function: DNA-binding transcription repressor activity, RNA polymerase II-specific. NCBI's taxonomy places the organism in Eukaryota, Metazoa, Chordata, Mammalia, Rodentia, Sciuridae.
ACAUUUGAGGACAUGGCAGUGUACUUCUCCAGGGAAAAGUGGGAGUGUCUUGGCCCUGGGCAGAGGGCCCUGUGUCGGGAUGUGAUGCUGGACAACUUCAGAAGCUUGGUUGCUUUGGGAUUUUGUGGCCCCAGACCAGAUCUUCUCUCUCACCGGGAACAGUGGGAUGAGCCGUGGGUUGACGACUGGAAGAGAUCUGAGUUUCAGGAAGCAUGGUGAUGUUCCCACCCAGGGUCAAGGAAGCCUGUUGACCACAAGAGAGUCUGUGAUCAGCCAGCCUGGGCUCACGAGAAAACCCACCUGUGGGGAAGACUCCAGAAAGGGGCUGGCUUGGGGAAGAGCUUCCUCCCAGGGGUGGGUAACGUGCAGCUUCCCAGGACUUCUCCAGGGAUGAAACCCGACAAUCCUGUGACUCUCCAUGGCCCCACCUGUGGGAAGGGCUGCAGGCCGUGGCCAGGCCUUGGGGAGCCACACAGGAGUCUCAUGGAGGAAUCUGCAUUCAUCUGUGGUACAUGCGGGAAGGUGCUGAGCUGCCACAGUCAGCUGGCCACUCACCAGACAAUACACACCGACCAGGUCUUUGAGUGCUUCCAGUGUGGUCAGACCUUCCGGUGGUGCUCCAACCUCCUGCACCACCAGAGGAACCACACAAGUGAGAAGUCGUUCAGCUGCGAGCUGUGUGGACAGACCUUUAGCUUGAAGGACCAUCUGGUGCAGCAUCACAAAGUACAUGCAGAGCACCGGUCCUACGUGUGUGGUAACUGUGGGAAGGCCUCCAAGCAGAAGUCCAACCUCCUCCAGCACCAGCUGGUGCACAUUGAGGAGAGGCCUUUCUUCUGCACCGACUGUGGAAAGGCCUUCCAGACUAAGGAGAACCUUAGCCACCACCAGUGCAUUCACAGUGGGGAGAAGCCCUAUGCCUGUGCUAAGUAUGGGAAGUCCUUCCAGUGGCCCAAGGUCUUCAGCAUCCUCCAGAAGCAGCACCUGACCAAGAGGUCCUGGUGUGAGUGCUGUGGGAAGGGCUUCUGCCACCUGGACUUCUUCACGUGGCAUCCGAGGACUCACAGGCAGGCCAGGUUUAGAGGCCCUGGCCUGGAUGCUUCACCUUUGCUGGGAAAGACCUGUACUCUCUUUCAGUCACUCUUGAGCCUGGAAGGAAGCCUUCUUGGUUCUCCAAACAAGUGUUUGGAGCUCCACAGAGCCCCCAAGAAGUACCACCAGGAAAUGCCAUCAGAAGAAGGGGCUCCAGAGUACACCACGGAGCACCCCCAUAUCCAGACCCUGGAGAGCUCACAAGCCAGCGGGGAGCCCAGCAGUAAACAGUUAAACCAGCAAAUCAAUUUUCUAAUUACAGGUGGCUGUGUUAUCAAUUACAGAGGUGACAAAUGGCCCCUGGACCGGGAGGAGCUGUCAAGAGUGUGCGGCACCUCUGCCUCUGCGGGGACAGGCACACUGAGCUCCCAGGUCAAGAGAACAUGGGACUUAUCCUUAAGUGAACUUCAGCUGGGCUCCUCUGAGUCCUCUUCUCAACACACCCCUCCCUCAGAUGACUGCCUAUGGCCUGUCAAGCCAGGUGGCUGCCAAGCCAGUUUAGCAAGAUCUGCCCCCGAUGCUGGAGACCUGAGCGGAUUCAUGGUGCAAAGGAAAGCCCAAGGAGCCACAUGUCACCAGGAAGAAUGGGACGACCCCGCGGGAGGGGCCUGUGGUAGCAGUGAGGACACCUGCGUAAGGUGGGAGGUGAUGUCCAGGCUCCCGCCAGGGUGUUCAUGGAAAAUGCUAGCCAUGUCAGCCCCCGUGGUUACCGGGAGCACCCCAGGUGGAUCAGGAGGCAUCCCUGCUUUUCAGUUGGUGGAGGGCGGCACUUGGAGAAUUUUGCCAGUGUCAACAGGCACCAGAAUGCAGAGGGACCCAAGGAAUGAGGGCCAGUUCGUUGUCUCUGCCUUUCUGGGCUCCGCGACUUUGUGCCGAGCACGGCUGGGUCCAGAGCUCCACCUGACCGUUUUCAAGAUCAGCCAGGUCACCUUCAGAGUCUCAGUCCUCUUUCUCCAAAAACUAGAUGACACUACACAUGUCACAGGUGUGGAACAGAAAUGA